AUGCGUUUCAUCGCCACCAAGCUCCCCCUGCUCCUCGCUGCUUCGGCGACUAUUGUCGUUGGAGAGUCGACUACUACUGGAAGUGGUUCCGUGAGCACAUCAUCGACUAAAUGUGCUGCGCAAAAGGUCGUCGACCAGUGUGUCCAGAACAUGAGAUUCGAACUCGAAAACUGCGGUACAUACGACUGGGACUGCCAAUGCAUCGGUAGCACGAACGUUGUCAACUGCUACAACAACUGCCCCGAACUCCCCGAGCGCAUCGGCGCCCAAACAAUCCGCCAGCAAAACUGCGCAAACGCCAAAGCCUACGACACGACAACAACCCACUCCACCCCUUCUUCCACUGCCGGCUUUGACUCCCCCAGUUCCUCCCCAGUUUCCUCAUCCUUCGCCUCAGAUUCCACCGAUUUCCCCAGCGGACUGAAGGAAACCAGCGACGAGGCCACCUCGAGCUCGUCGAGCUCGGAGCCAACUAAGUCGCUGACGGGCCUGGAGGCGACUGCGAGUGCGUCAUCGGGAGCGGCGGCUGGCGCUGUCAAGGCCGCCGGUGGGUGGGUUGCGUUCUUGGGAUUGGCAUUGGGGGUCUUGUUUUAG
Molecule: messenger RNA, 594 nt
Organism: Penicillium brasilianum
Lineage: Eukaryota; Fungi; Ascomycota; Eurotiomycetes; Eurotiales; Aspergillaceae
Source: the annotation of a GenBank genome assembly